Lampris incognitus (smalleye Pacific opah) is the source of this 1926-nucleotide messenger RNA. It is a transcript of the gene steap3, whose product is annotated as STEAP family member 3, metalloreductase. Lineage: Eukaryota; Metazoa; Chordata; Actinopteri; Lampriformes; Lampridae. The transcript is spliced from 5 exons. Bases 10 to 1491 code for a protein of 493 amino acids. The record is from RefSeq and is a predicted model, not a curated record. Gene Ontology annotation, cellular component: endosome; plasma membrane. Gene Ontology annotation, molecular function: cupric reductase (NADH) activity; ferric-chelate reductase (NADPH) activity. Gene Ontology annotation, biological process: copper ion import.
UGUAGCACCAUGCCAGGGGGGGAUAUGAAGACACCCCUGCUGGUAGAUACAGGCUCAGACAGUCCAGAGCCCCCGGGCCAUAGCCCUGGAGACCCCGUGAUUGGCAUCAUAGGCUCAGGAGAUUUCUCCCGCUCCCUGGCUCUUCGUCUGGUGGCCUCAGGUCUCCGUGUAUUCGUAGGCAGCAGGAACCCAAAGCGUAUUGCCAGAGGACUGUUCCCUGAUGGGAUAGAGUUGAAAUCCCAGAUGGAGGCCGUUGCUGGUGCAGAGAGGGUGAUCUUCACUGCCCUCUACCCAGAGCACUACCACACCCUGGUGGGAUUGAGGGACGUUUUGGCCGGGAAAGUGCUGGUGGAUGUAAGCAACGCCACAAAGGUGAACAGCGGAGAGCUGUCAAAUGCCGAGAGGCUGGCAGAGCUCUUCCCACAGUCCAGAGUGGUGAAGGGAUUCAACGUCAUCUCUGCCUGGGCCCUACAGGCUGGAGCUCAGGAUGGUAACAAGCAGGUUUUGAUAUGCAGUGACUGCCCUGACUCCAAAGCCACGGUGAUCCAGCUUACCCGUCGUAUGGGUUUCAGCCCGUUGGACCUCGGGGGCCUAUCAGCCUCCAGGGACAUUGAGGAAGUCCCCCUACACCUCUUCCCAUCUUGGGGAGGCCCCAUCCUGACCAUUUUCCUCCUUUUCCUCUUCUUCUAUGGGUACAGCUUCCUCAGGCAUGUGCUCUUACCCUACCUCGCGCAUGGUGAGAACAACUUCUACCAGCUGCCGCUGGAGAUUGUGAAUCAGACUCUGUCUGCGGUUGCCCUGGUCGCACUAGCAUCGGUGUAUCUGCCAGGUUUGUUUGCUGCCCUUCUCCAGAUGAGCAGGGGAACCAAGUAUAAAAGAUUCCCAGGAUGGCUGGACUGCUGGAUGUGCAGACGUAAGGAGCUGGGACUGUUAAGUUUCCUCUGUGCGGCGCUCCAUGCCGUCUACAGUAUGUGUCUGUCACUACGCAGGGCUGCUGGAUACACACUGCUCAAUACCGCCUACCGCCAGGUGAAAGCAGGCGUUGAGAACUCCUGGGUGGAGCAGCAGGUUUGGAGGUCAGACCUCUACUUGUCCAGUGGCAUUCUGGGACUUGGAGUUCUCACUGUGCUGGCUCUCACUUCUCUACCCUCUGUAGGAAACGUACUCAACUGGAGGGAGUUUACUUUUGUGCAGUCAGGACUUGGUUACAUUGCCUUAACCCUCUCUGUUGUGCACGCUCUAUUCUUCGGGUGGGACUUUGCCUUCUUCCCGUCGGCCUACCCGUAUUACCUCCCUCCUGUGUACCUCCUGGCCCUGAUCCUGCCAUGUGUAGUGCUGGUGGGUCGGGUCUUCCUGGCACUGCCCUGCCUGGCAUUUAGACUGGCAAAGAUCCGCCGGGGUUGGGAGAGCUCACGACACCAUCUGGCCCAGACAGAUGAGGGAGAAUCAUCUGGUAUUGUUCCACCUUCAGACUUUAAUGACGAUGUUUGAGGAGCCCAUGGUGAUGAAGUGGAGCAAGAACUGACAGUCGAAGUCGUGGUGAUGGUGAAGUAUAGACAUAACCUGUUGAGGGAAUUCCAGAAAAAUUCACUUUUUUUUUCCACAGCUAUUACACUAUCUCAAAAUAGCUGUUUUUUUUAUGCACAUUAAUUCAGGGUUAAAAAUUUAUACUUACAAAGUGUAUUUGUCACUUUCUAAAGUGAAAUACCUUUCUUCCUGUGGCUAAGGAGUUAAAUAUAGUUCAUGUACUUGAAUUGAUUACCAUUUUAAAUAAUGUUCAGUUUUUUAUUUACAUGUUUUGGCUCACUCAUUGCCCAUCAAUACAUGUACAUACAUGUACACAAAUACAUAAACUCUUCUAUGCACAUGAUUGGUACUCCAUAUCUCCACCCCUAUGGUGAAGUUUCUAUUUUGCUGCUGUUUUUU